This is a messenger RNA of Dromaius novaehollandiae (emu), 5652 nucleotides long. RefSeq names its product adenosine deaminase RNA specific B2 (inactive) (gene ADARB2). The coding region runs from base 147 to 2384 and encodes 745 amino acids. Gene Ontology annotation, molecular function: tRNA-specific adenosine deaminase activity; double-stranded RNA binding; double-stranded RNA adenosine deaminase activity. The transcript is spliced from 10 exons. Gene Ontology annotation, cellular component: nucleolus; cytoplasm. Gene Ontology annotation, biological process: RNA processing; adenosine to inosine editing. NCBI's taxonomy places the organism in Eukaryota, Metazoa, Chordata, Aves, Casuariiformes, Dromaiidae. The record is from RefSeq and is a predicted model, not a curated record.
CCCGGCUCGGCGCUGCCGGGUGGCAGGCGGCGUGCUGGGCAGGACCGCGCCGCCGAGCCCGACCCACCGCGCUAUAAAAGCAGCCGCGGGAAGCGGCGAGAGCGCACGGAGGGAGAGCGCGGCGCGGCGCGGCGCCGGGUGCGGCCAUGACCUCCGUGCUGGGGACCGGCAGAGCGGCCGGAGGGCCCAGCGGCCAGCUGAAAUGCAAGUCCAAAAGAAGGCGGAGGAGGAGAUCGAAGAGGAAAGAAAAAGUAAGCAUACUGUCAACGUUUAUAGCACCCUUCAAGUAUUUGAGUCCUGGCGCAACCAGUAUGGAGGAUGAAGACAGUUUAAGUACCAGCAGCGCAGAAGUAAAGGAAAAUCGAAACAUUGGCAACCUGGAGGAUCAUCCAGUAUCCUCUAGUGAGAGAGCAAGAGGAGGAACAUCCAGCAGUAAGAGAAAAAGACCCUUAGAGGAAGGCAACAAUGGCCAUUUCUGUAAACUCCAACUCAUCUGGAAGAAAGUCUCAUGGUCAGUGACACCAAAGAAUGCUCUGGUUCAGCUACAUGAACUUAAACCAGGUUUACAAUAUAAAAUGGUUUCCCAGACAGGUCCAGUGCAUGCUCCAGUCUUUGCUGUCGCUGUAGAAGUAAAUGGACUUACGUUUGAAGGUACAGGACCCACAAAAAAGAAAGCCAAAAUGCGUGCUGCAGAGCUAGCUCUGAAGUCUUUUGUUCAGUUCCCAAAUGCAUGCCAAGCUCACUUUGCCAUGGGGAACUGCAUCAACCCAUCCACGGACUUUACUUCUGAUCAGGCAGACUUUCCAGAUACUCUGUUCAAGGAGUUUGAACCAUCUACACACAGCGAGGACUUCUCAGUCUAUAACCCAGUUAAUAAUGAAUUGCUUUCCACUGCUUAUCGACAUGGGAGGUUACUCUGCCAUACAUUGGACUUAAUGGGCCACAGUAAGCAAAACAAGCACAAGAUGGCAUCCAAAGCGGAGAGCGAGAAGAACCCAGUGGUGCUGCUAAAUGAGCUGCGAUCGGGACUGCGGUACGUCUGCCUGUCGGAGACCGUGGAGAAGCAGCACAUCAAGAGCUUUGUGAUGGCAGUGCGAGUGGACGGGAGAACAUUUGAAGGCUCAGGACGUAGCAAGAAGCUGGCAAAAGGCCAAGCAGCGCAAGCUGCUCUGCAGACCCUCUUUAACAUUCGGCUGCCCAGCCACAUUCCCAGCAGGAGUAAAUGUAACCAUUUGCCACAGGAUUUUGCCGACUCCAUAUACCAAAUGGUUACACAGAAGUUCCAGGAGUUGACAGACAAUUUUACUUCCAUGCAUGCACGCCACAAAACUCUUGCUGGAAUUGUGAUGACCAAAGGUUUGGACAUCAGGCAAGCUCAGGUUAUUGUGCUGUCAUCGGGUACCAAAUGUAUAAAUGGAGAAUACAUUAAUGACCAAGGGCUUGCGGUCAAUGACUGCCACGCAGAAAUUGUGGCAAGACGGGCAUUUGUUCACUUCCUUUACUCACAGCUGGAGCUCCACUUAAGCAAACGGCGAGAAGACUGGGAGCGAUCAAUCUUUGUGCGAUUAAAAGAGGGAGGCUACAGGCUGCGCGAGAACAUCCUGUUCCAUCUGUAUGUGAGCACUUCACCCUGCGGAGACGCACGCCUCAACUCCCCCUAUGAAAUCACAACCGACUUGAACAGCAGCAAGCACAUCGUAAGAAAAUACCGUGGACACCUUCGAACAAAGAUUGAGUCUGGAGAAGGAACCAUACCAGUCCGGUGUCACAACGCAGUUCAGACAUGGGACGGCGUGUUGUUGGGAGAACAGCUCAUCACCAUGUCCUGCACAGACAAAAUUGCCAGAUGGAACAUCCUGGGGCUUCAAGGUGCUCUCCUCAGCUACUUCAUUGAGCCCACGUACUUGCACAGCGUCAUUGUGGGAAGCCUCUGUCACACUGGUCACCUUUCCAGGGUAAUGAGCCAUAGGAUAGAAGACAUUGGUCAGCUGCCAGCUUCAUAUCGGCGUAAUCAGCUGCUUCUCAGUGGGGUCAGUCACGCCGAGGCUCGGCAGCCCGGAAAAUCACCCGGCUUCAGCGUGAACUGGAUCGCAGGGACCGCCGACCUGGAGGUGAUCAACGCCACGAUGGGAAAGCGGAACUGCGGGAGCCCCUCGCGGCUCUGCAAGCGCAUGCUUUUCGCUCGAUGGGCAAAGCUUUACGGGAAGCUGAGCACACGAAUACCAAGCCAUGGAGACAUGCCAUCAGUGUACAGCGAGGCAAAGCUGGUGGCUCAGACGUACCAGUCUGUCAAGCAGCAGCUGUUUAAAGCAUUUCAGAAAGCAGGUCUGGGCACCUGGGUGAAGAAACCCCCAGAGCAAGAUCAGUUUCUACUAACUGUAUAAAUCACUUGACACCUUUGCUACAUGACCGGAUCAAAUCAGCUGGUGAGAAGGCGAGGCAGCACAUGUGAGCCGAGGGAUCCGAAGCAGUUCAACAUGUAAUAGCAACUUCCAUGGGAAUAUUUUCUUUUAAUUCUGUACUGGAAAUACAUAAAUAUAAAUGUGUCUGAUUAAUGCACUGAACUCGACUUUAGGAAACUGCUUUUUCAUGAUCCUUCCAAGAACAUACCUGCCCAAAUUAUAACACCACCCCCAGCAAAGAUUCUGCUUUUCGCUGCUUAUUGCAAUUGGUAUUGCGGUUUAUACAAGCAGCAUCUCGAUUUCAGAUGCUGGCAGGCCACCUGUCUGUUUAAAAACAAACAGAGUUUGUUUUCCCUCACACAGUCAGUGCAAGAAUCAUCACUGAAUAAUGGAAAAUAGUAAGCAAACAUUGCAGUACCCCAGGCACAUGGCAUGACAGCAGGUCACAGAGCAUCCAUAAUCAUCCACAAAAAGAUGUCUAUCCUCUAUGCAAAAAUCAUCCUCUUUUUUGCCUAAAUCUGUGAGGGAGAAUCUGGGCCUCAAAGAUUUGCACCAUUUCCAAACUCCAUUUUCCACUUUUGGAUCUGAGCACAACGCUGGGCAUCAGGAGUCCCUUGGUUUUUACACUUACGCCUCCGACACCUUGCUUCCCACCAAAUCUUCAGUUACGGCCAUGAGUUUUGCAUUCUGCAGCCCUUAAUUAUCCAGACCCAAUUUGUAACCCUAACCCUUAGCCACCAGCCAGGCACGGGGCCGCCCAGGCCUCCCUCGGACGUGGCUGCGGAGGCAGGUGCCCUUCAUGGGGCGACUCGAGCCCAAGGGCCUGCGGUGGUGCGCGCCUCCGUCCAGGCUGGAAAAGGAGGCUGGCAUGGCCAUACUCCCAACGCUGGAGUUUCCGGUAGCUGUCCGAAAUCAGACAGGCUGAAGCUGGGACCCAGAGCCCAAUAUUUCAAUGCUCAUGAGGAUCCACAGUUUUAGAUUAAGCUGAUACAAAUUGAGGAUGCUCGGCAGACCUGAAAACUCAGUGGGUUGGGUAGCCACAGCUGAGACAUCCCAAACCAGAGGGCACAUCUGAUGCUCGGCUCUUUUGUGCCUCAGUUUCUCCAUCUGUCAAAUGGGGAUAAUACUACUUACCUGCUUCUCAUCUAAGGAACGUGUCAGGAGUAGAGUGCUCUGGUCACACAGCCACGUAAGCCAGAUCCUGUCACUCUUACUGCACGUUUUACCUCUGCACAUUGCCCCAAGGACAUGAUUACAACAGAUGGCACCACGGUCUUGGGUAAGGUUUUACUCAAUAAAAGAGUUUUCAGAUUCUAGCUCUGUAUAAAUGCUAAGUAUUACUAUUAUUCAUAUUCAGCUGCACUCUGAAAAGCAGGUAGGGUUUUUCAGUUAGAAGAAGAGUGAUGCCUAACGGUUAGACAUCUUCUUCAUAACUAUGACUUCAAACAAUCUCGAACUUCGUCAGAGAGCAGAAAAUACAGUCAUGGGAGAACGAAGCUUUCACAGUCCAACUGCAGAACCAACCUUCAAACACUGUAUAUUUCUUUGGGGUUUUGGUUUUUUAAAUGACAGGAUUUGCGGGUAUAUAACUACUGUUUUCUUUUUAUUCCUGUGAUUCUCUUUAAAUCUGUAUAUAACACGCUGCUACUGAUUUGUGAUAAUUGUCUUGGUAUUUUCUCAGAACUGUCAAGCUGAGUUACUUUUCAAACAACACAAGGCUCAUAUUUUUUCCAUGUAAUUUCCUUUACACGGGAAACUGUUCCUAUCAAUAAAGAUAGAUGCUCUUUGUAUAGGGUUUAUCAUGUUUGGAGAGCCAUAUACAGUAAAUACAUUGUUUAUUGAUGCCCACAAUAGAAUAGCUACAGUAUUUUGAUGAGAUUUUAUUUUUAGAUUAUAAAUUACAAGAUGUAUCUAUAGUGUCUUGUAUAAAAACAAUUGUGAUAAACUAGAAUUUUUAAAUUAGAUAAAGCAAAGCUCUCCCCUUCCAGAAACCUUUUCAACAAAAUAAUACAUUCCAUAUUAACUACCAAAAAUAUUAAAAAAAAUCCUUAGAGUAGAAAUAGUAACAAAAACAAGAAUCUGAGGUGUCUGAAUAAUGCAAGGAUUCUGUGAUAACCACUUUGUCCAUAUGACCUCUUCUGAGUAACAGUCGGAGUAUCUUUGCCAUUUUCUGGAGCCUCCCAUUACCCUCACACGGCCCCUUCCCUUAAAACCCUGGUGCAUGGUGGGGGCCAUGCAGGGCCCCGCGAGGCCACAGUGGGCACCAGGCCGGGGCAGCGGGGACGUGGCAUGAGGAAGGGGUGCCGCAGGGCACCAGAGCGGCAUAGGAGGGCACGUGGCCCGCUGAUGCCAUCUCUGUGUCCCAGAGGGUUUGAGGAAAAAUGUGGCCCCUGAGAAAAAAACCUGAGCAGAAAAUGGUCCGGGGCAGUGCACCUCCUGCCCAGCCCAUCCUUGGGCCAUCUGCGAGGCCUGUAAGCCCUGGUGAUGACCACCUUGUGGGAAUGGAGGGACUGGGACACCGCAAGGAGGCAGAAACCGUGUCUUCUGCCUUCCCUCCCUAAACUAGUCUUUAUCUAGCACGUGAGAAACCUCCAGGCUCCUUCUUCCAUCUCCCCUCUCUCCUUCAGCCUGGCAUGGCUCCAGCUCCACAAACGCUAACACUCCCCCAGCCAGUGCUGCAGCGAAUGGGACAACAAAAGGCAGCAGCUGGUUAUUUCUAAGGACAAAAAGAAAAGCGUGGUGGGAUUGAAUUAUCCUUUGUUGCAAGAAAUACGUAAAUGCAAUCCUGGAUUUGACUGCCAGAAUUAAUCUAGCAGCAGGGACCUAACUGGGUCCCUGCUGUCAGUGGGCAUCCGAUGUUGCACCUGCUUGCACUGGGGUUGAAUAUGACCUUAGAUGUCUACUUUUUCUCAUUAUGUGCAGUGAUAGAGAGUGAUGGGACCAUGUCCCAGAAGCACAUACAAAUAACAUUCAGCAUUUCCUGAAGCAAAGGAAAACUUACUCAAUAGUAAUUCUUAAGUGAAGAUUAUGUACAUAACACGCAUGAGUGAAUGGCAAUACUGUACUAAUGGAUGUACAUUUGUAAUAUUUGUAAAAAAAAGAAAUAAAAAAGACAACAAAAGAAAAUAAAUCUGAAUUUACAUAUGUGAAUUUGCUGCUAAGUUCUGUAAAUUGCACUUCAGUGAUAUCUGAUAAGUGAAUGUUUCUGUUAAGUGAAUAAAAUACCAAGUAAAAUUGUUCUUUCAUUGUU